AACAUCGCAAACGUCGAUGUCGACAAAUGGCUAAUCAGCCUUGUACUACCGUCGGAUGCCUAUUUGGACAGAUGGAAAUCCGCUUUGAAGGACACGGAUGUUGGCGGGCUUGAAACGGCUCAGAAGUUCGUGGGCAACUGGAAAGAUGCAUACGCCGGCAUUGACAUCCACGUACAAAAGCAUAAAUUAUCAAGGGGCCAGCGCAAGAUCUUCAUGUGUAAUACCAGAGAUUCAUUACCUUUGUUGGGAGUUCGGGUUGUAGACUCUUUUGGAUACAGCAAGGCAUAUACAAAUCGAAGGCUUGCACGGAUCUCGGCGCUGUAUCGAAGCGGUGAGCUUGACACAAUUUAUCAAGGAACGAUUGCAUCGAGAAAGUUAUUGAGGGCCGCAAGAUAUGGCAUGGUUCCGAGACUCAAACUCAGCAUGUCAAAUGAUCAACCCGGCGCUCAUUAUCAAAUCACACUUGCACUACCUGAGUGGAGGGUCAAGGCUCUCUCAAGUGCCCCAACAUAUAUUGAAGCUUUGACCGCGGUCAUCGAGACCUAUGAGAAUAUGGUUAAGAAACGCGAUGUCAAAACUCGCUUCUCAUCAGAAGCGACCAAAGACAGACUGGACAUCUUAAGCUACGGCAACGCAGAACGAGCCCUCCAAUUCCUGAUCAAAAAGUUGGAAAUCAAGAAGUCUCAUUGGGUACGCAAGAAGCUUGAUACACCAGGGCCGCAAUGGCAGUACUGGUACUUAAUAAAAGUCGACAAAGACGACAAACCGAUCCUCACCUCCAAAUCUCCGACGAUACGUAAGCUGGAUGCGCAAUACAUUGGUACAAUCACAGCGGUAGCGCGGGUCCUGCAGCGAUUUGGCUUUGACGCGUUAGACGGAUUCAAAGAGCACGUCGAGGCAUCCAGGAACGGUGCCAAUGAGUCGGCGUUCUAUCGUGUUGAUGAAGCUGAAAGCGCGGAUCCAUCUCACAGGAUGGAGAGUGAACGGACGCCGCUACAGGAGACUUCAUCCGAGGGGAGCGAAGAUUAUGACGAGCCAAGGAAAUGGAGGAGCUGGUGG
Molecule: messenger RNA, 1059 nt
Organism: Aureobasidium uvarum
Lineage: Eukaryota; Fungi; Ascomycota; Dothideomycetes; Dothideales; Saccotheciaceae
Source: the annotation of a GenBank genome assembly